CUGGCCACCCGCGCGUUUGGCAGCUGCGAUUGCUGGUUUCCCUAUCGUCAUCCACCAUACCUGGAGACUCGUCGUCCAGCAUGUCCUCGGACAAAAUCACCCGUAUUGCGAUUGUCGACGCGAAUCGCUGCAAGCCUAAGCGAUGUGCACAGGAGUGCAAGAAGUCAUGUCCCGUCGUAAAAAUGGGCAAGCUAUGUAUAGAGGUCAAACCCACCGACAAAAUCGCCUUCAUCUCCGAGUUUCUUUGCAUAGGUUGUGGUAUUUGCGUAAAGAAGUACUUACACAUCGGUACACCGCAAAUGCAUUCAAGCUACAUCGUCUGCCUACGCCACGACCAGGUCAGGUGCUUGGACUCGUCGGCACUAAUGGUAUUGGGAAGAGUACUGCAUUGAAGAUACUCGCGGGCAAGUUGAAGCCGAAUCUCGGUCGCUACGACGACCCGCCAGAUUGGCAGGAAAUAUUGAAGUAUUUCCGCGGUUCCGAGCUGCAGAACUACUUCACAAAGGUGUUAGAGGACAACCUGAAGGCGCUUAUCAAGCCGCAAUAUGUGGAUCACAUACCGCGUGCGGUGAAGGGCAAGCUCACCGUGUCCCAGAUGUUGGACACGAAGCUGGAACGGAACAAUAAGCAGAAGAUGUGCGAUGACUUGGAACUGAAUGAGGUGCUGACCCGCGAGAUAUCGCAAUUGUCUGGCGGAGAGCUUCAGAGGUUCGCGAUCGCAAUGUCGUGUAUCCAGAGGGCAGAUGUAUACAUGUUCGACGAGCCGUCAAGUUAUUUGGAUAUCAAGCAGCGUUUGAAGGCGGCAGAGGUCAUCCGCGAGCUUUUGACUCCAGACAACUACGUCAUUGCUGUAGAACACGAUCUGUCCGUGCUCGAUUACCUCUCUGAUUUCAUCUGCUGCUUAUAUGGCAAGCCCUCCGUGUAUGGCGUGGUUACCAUGCCUUAUUCCGUUCGUGAGGGUAUCAACAUUUUCCUGGACGGUUUCAUCCCGACCGAGAAUCUGCGAUUCCGUGAAGAGUCGCUAUCAUUCAAGAUGGUUGAAACAGCGGAAGAAUUGGUCGUCGACAAGACGCGGCAGUACUCCUAUCCGUCCAUGACAAAGACGCUCGGCGGCUUCAAGCUCACCGUGGAGGGCGGCGGGUUUACAGAUUCGGAGAUCAUCGUCAUGCUUGGCGAGAACGGAACGGGCAAGACGACGUUCGUUCGGCUGUUGGCGGGCGAUACGCCGGACGAGGAGACGGACAAGCAGACGCUCGAAGUGUCGCUCAAACCGCAGGCGAUCUCACCGUCGUUCCCGGGAACCGUGCGCAUGCUGCUGCUGAAGCGGAUCAAGGCCGCGUUCAUGCAUCCGCAGUUCAACACGGAUGUGGUGAAGCCGAUGAACCUGGAACCGAUCUUGGACCAGGAAGUAAAAACUCUAUCUGGAGGAGAGCUUCAACGUGUUGCUAUUGUGCUUUCAUUAGGCAAGCCCGCCUCUGUGUACCUGAUUGACGAACCUAGCUCCUUCUUGGAUUCCGAACAGCGUAUCAUCGCGAGUAAGGUCAUCAAGAGGUUCAUACUCCAUGCCAAGAAAACGGCAUUCGUUAUCGAACACGACUUCAUCAUGGCUACCUACCUGGCCGAUCGUGUCAUCGUGUUCGGGGGGAAGCCUGCUAUUGCAGCAACGGCGACACCACCUCAGUCGUUAUUGACCGGCAUGAAUAAGUUCCUGGCGUCGCUCGAGAUCACAUUCCGGCGAGACCCGACAAACUAUCGGCCACGUGUGAACAAGCUGAAUAGUGUCAAAGACAGGGAACAGAAGGCGGCCGGAAACUACUUCUUCCUCGAGGAAUAAGUUAUCCUGCGGGAUCUCUGAAUAAAUGGACUUGGGUCGCCGAGGUGUAAACCAGUCGCUGUAGUCUAGAUGGAUUGUUGUUUCUCGUGGCAGUCGCAGGGAAGUGCUCGUCGGACUUUCCUGAGGGCCUGGACUCGCGGCUGGAGUUGGGGGCGGAACGCUGAAAUGAUGUUCGUGGCUGGAAGCAGAAAGCGAUGUGAAGGUAGAACGAGGAGU
Messenger RNA from Laetiporus sulphureus 93-53, 2050 nucleotides. Its product is annotated as P-loop containing nucleoside triphosphate hydrolase protein. Bases 143 to 1834 code for a protein of 563 amino acids. Gene Ontology annotation, biological process: ribosomal subunit export from nucleus; translational initiation; translational termination. NCBI's taxonomy places the organism in Eukaryota, Fungi, Basidiomycota, Agaricomycetes, Polyporales, Laetiporaceae. The transcript has 11 exons. Gene Ontology annotation, molecular function: iron ion binding; ATP binding; ribosomal small subunit binding. The record is from RefSeq and is a predicted model, not a curated record.